This is a messenger RNA of Scatophagus argus, 1575 nucleotides long. RefSeq names its product inorganic pyrophosphatase 1b (gene ppa1b). The record is from RefSeq and is a predicted model, not a curated record. The coding region runs from base 108 to 983 and encodes 291 amino acids. NCBI's taxonomy places the organism in Eukaryota, Metazoa, Chordata, Actinopteri, Scatophagidae. Gene Ontology annotation, biological process: phosphate-containing compound metabolic process. Gene Ontology annotation, cellular component: cytoplasm. Gene Ontology annotation, molecular function: inorganic diphosphate phosphatase activity; magnesium ion binding. The transcript is spliced from 11 exons.
CCGCCGUGCCCCCCCUCUGUCUACGUUACCAAGUGCAGGAGCUUGCCGUUUUGCCGUCGCCAUCCUUCACUCCAGCGCCAGGCAGCCACACAAACCUGCAAUAAAACAUGAGCUUCACAGUGGAAGAGAGGGGAAACCCGAACUCCCUGAGCUACCGCCUCUUCUUCAAAAAUGCAGAAGGAAAGUAUGUCUCACCAUUCCAUGACAUACCAAUAUAUGCUGAUGAGAGCCAGAACAUCUUUCACAUGGUUGUUGAGGUACCAAGAUGGACAAAUGCAAAGAUGGAGAUUGCUACAAAAGACCUUUUGAACCCAAUAAAGCAAGAUGUGAAGAAGGGCAAGUUGCGAUAUGUUGCCAAUGUUUUUCCACACAAAGGCUACAUAUGGAACUAUGGAGCCAUUCCACAGACAUGGGAAGAUCCUGCACACAAAGAUGGAGACACUGGCUGCUGUGGUGACAACGACCCCAUUGAUGUCUGCGAAAUUGGCACUAAGGUGUGCUCCCGUGGGGAGGUGAUCAAAGUGAAGGUGCUUGGGGUCCUGGCCAUGAUCGAUGAGGGUGAGACUGAUUGGAAAGUGAUUGCAAUCAAUGUGGAUGACCCAGAAGCCAAUGACUUGAACAACAUCAGCGAUGUCCAGCGCCUGAAACCUGGUUAUCUGGAGGCCACCAUUGACUGGUUCAGGAGGUACAAAGUGCCAGAUGGGAAACCGGAGAACCGUUUUGCUUUCAACGAUGAGUUCAAGGACAAGGACUUUGCCAUUGAAGUAAUCAAGAGCACUCACAACUUCUGGAAAGCCCUCAUUUCCCAAAAGGCCAAUGCUGGUGAACUGAACUGCAAGAACACAUGUGUGUCAGCCAGUGACAGCCCUUACUGCUGCUCAGUAGAUGAGGCUCAAACUGCUGUUGGUGAAACAUGUCCUUGUGGAAAAGAAGAACCUAUACCCUCAUCAGUCGAUAAAUGGUUCUACUAUGAGAAGAAGUAAACCGGGUGCUCUGUGGACUGGAGCAGAGUGAAAAGCUCAUCUCUCAAGAAUACUUGAAGAUGAUCUUACUUUUGGAACCAAUGGGAUGGGAUGUGGAUGGUUGGGUCUGGGUUGGCUGUUUUCCUGUAGACAUAUUAUGUGUAGAUACUGUAGAGAAGGAGAAAUGUCACCAAAAGUACUAAUGUCUUGACCAAUGAUUUUUCGCUUAUUUAACAAGGAUCUUGUUGGAGAUGUGCUGUCAUGAACAAAGCACAGGUACUGUGUAAAAAAACAUACCCUGUAUGAGACUCUGAACUGUUUCAGUAAAACUGGAAAAUAAAUUAACUGCAGAACAAUCUAGUUUCUUAAUUACCAGGACUCCUAAGUUUUAAAUUUGAGAUUUGUUUUUAUCUUUAUAAACAAUCUUUGGACAAAAUUUCUGUCAUUGUAUUAAUGCUGCCAUCUAGUGUUUCAUAUCAUACAGUACCUUUCUUUUUUGCAAUGCAAUAUACAGUAUUUACAUGAACACCUAACAGUUUUCAACAGUUUGAUGACUUCUGAUGUAGAAGAAGUCAUUCUUUUGGUUUAAGUAUUUCUCAUAAACGUGUAUGUC